UCCUUUGAACCUCUUUAGAGUUCGGUUCUGCGUUCCGGUGUGUUCCGGAAGAUCCUGCCAUGAGUGAUAAGGGAAAGGCAAAUCCGGAACGAGUAGCUAGCGAUACUCUCGAGGCACCUGAAGUUCACGCUCCAGCACUGAUGCUCAAUACCGAUCCGAAAGUCGUUACCAAAGCGUCCGAGUUGCUGGCCCCGAUCGACACGGAUGUGGUAGAAAAAAACCUCAACACGGUCUUGGCGGCAGUGAAAACCGUUGAUCAAACGUGCGACUUCAAGGGAUGCAAACAAAAGACGAAUCUCGUCGGGACGGACUGCAUUUACUGCCGGGAGCGGUUCUGUUUCAAGCACAGCUUGCCGGAAAUACACGGUUGCGGCGAAGCAGUUAAGCGAAAGGAGCGCGAAGAGUUCCUCCAUCCUAUCACGGGAAAGGCGCGCCGAGAAAAAGAAGAUAAGCAGAAAGCUCAAACCCGUCUAUCGCAGAAGCUGAAACAAAUGUCGCUCGAACGAAAGCAGAAACCUACCGGCGGCAGUGCGAGCAGUUCGAGUCGUGGAGGAAGCAGCACUGGUAGAGGAAAGAAACGAACGACCUCUUAAACUCGCCAAACUAUUGUUUCGCAAAAUUAUUAUUUAUUUACGUUUCUUAAGUGUUUGUAUGUUAUUUCCCACGCGAGCGUGUUUUCGGGUGCCCAAAGCGGAACGAAACAGGUGUCUAAUACCGGGCCAAGGGGGCUUACGGAACGUAGUUGGGAUUUUUUCGCAAAAUGCAGAAUCCUUCCAUGAUAGGGGUGAGUGAAAUGUACUCCUCGGUAGCCAAUUCGGCCCGUUCGCCCAUCGCCAACAGCACGGGUGUGGUGUGCGUCUGGAAUCCGGUGAUGGUUUUCGGUUUACCCGCUUGUCCCACUACGUCGACGGCCUGUGCGAAAAGGAAUGAGAGCAAACUUAUAUUUGUAUCACGUGGUCAGGUAAAACGUUAUCAUUUAAGCGUACGAACCAUUCCGACACGGACGGGUACGGGGCAUGAAUUUAGAUCUUCGGUGAAGGUAAUCAGCAUGCGCGGUUGCAUUGCAGUCGUUAGCGUGUACAACAAAUAGUGCGA
Molecule: messenger RNA, 1095 nt
Organism: Anopheles bellator
Lineage: Eukaryota; Metazoa; Arthropoda; Insecta; Diptera; Culicidae
Product: DNA-binding protein SMUBP-2
Exons: 2
Coding region: 60-593 (177 amino acids)
Molecular function (GO): zinc ion binding
Source: RefSeq, a predicted model, not a curated record